AAGAUCUACCAGUUCGCCGCCGACCAUCGAGGUAGACGGUUGUGUUUGUGUCUCGUCAUGCAUUAUAUAUCGUGAUCACGUGAAUGAAUUUUCGUUACUGAACAUUAAUCGAACCGCCGAAGUACUACGAACAAAUCAUACAUGCAUUAUUAUUAUUAUUAUUAGAAAUAAAAUGUGAAUGCUGUCAGUAUUAAAAAUGGUGCUAUGCAUUGUGCUGCUUGUCCUGUCAACAACGUCGGGUCUGGUCCAAGGAUGGGGCAUUAGUCACGGAUAUCCUGGAACCGGUGCAAAAUGCGAGCGGCUCAGUGUAUCCUUUUGUCGGGGACUGCGUUAUAAUUUGACCGCGAUGCCGAAUUUCAUGGGACACGAGGAUCAACGACUAGCCGAACGAGGGUUGACGGCCUUCAUGCCAUUGGUCCACUAUAAUUGUUCGAGACAUCUGAGACUUUUCUUGUGCUCCGUCUUCGCUCCAGUCUGCUCGGAACAUGUGGCUAUGCAGAUACCAGCCUGCAAAUCCCUCUGUCUUUCCGUAAAAAGGGACUGCGAGCCGGCCUUAACUAGCUUCACCUUACCGUGGCCGCACAUGCUGGAUUGCGAUCGCUUUCUCGAUCGUGGAAACGCGCUGUGCGUACAGCCACCGGAUGAAACGUGGGACGACACCAGCCCGUUAGUGUUGCCCACUGUUCAGCAGCCAACGAUGCACGAACAGACGCCGCAAAUUUCUAUCCAGACGCAACAACAUCAGCACCAGCAACAUAAUCAAUGUCCGCCUCAUUUCGUGCAGAUACCUGACGUGGAAACGAUUUCUUGCGCACCGCAUUGUGGCACCGAUGCGUAUUAUCGCGCAGAGGACAAGAGAUUCGCCGAACGUUGGAUGACUGGCUGGGCAUGGUUGUGCUUUCUGUCGACUCUCUUCACCUUGCUGACCUUUUGGGUCGAGCCGUCCAGGUUUCGUUAUCCUGAAAGGCCGAUAGUUUUUCUGGCGCUCUGCUACAACCUUCUCUCCGUCGCUUACAUUAUUCGGGGCUUAAUCGGCGCUGAAAAGCUCAGCUGCGCCAGUCAAGUUGACGGGCCAAGCUACGUUCCGGUCCACGAUGCUUUGAAGAGUGUCCCUUGUACGGUUUGGUGGCUGAUCAGGCAUUAUCUGGGAUUAGCUGGCAACACGUGGUGGGCUAUGUUGUGCGGUUGCUGGCUAUUGAGCGCCAGGAAUGAAUGGAGCAGCGAGGCUCUUCACAAUAUUGCAACCUAUCUUCAUGUGACCGCCUGGAUUAUCCCGGCGCUCUUUACAGGAGGAAGCCUGUUAUCGCGCAACGUGGUGGCGGACGAAUUGACCGGACUAUGUCAAAUCGCGGAUGAGUCGGCUUUAUGGCUGGAAGUGCUGCCGCAUGCUGUUCUGUUGCUGCUAGGCUGCAUAUUCGGUAGCAUCGCUGGGAGCGCGUUAGUCCGCGUGCGGAGGGCCGUGCGCUGUGCCGGGCGUAGUGCGACCAAGCUGGAGCGCUUGAUGACGCGACUAAGUAUUUUCGCGCUAUUGUACGCACUGCCAGCACUGGGCGGCCUCGUCUGCGUGCUGCACGAAGCUUCGGUAAGACCGCGAUGGCAAAAAUUAGCAUUGCUGGCGGCGCUGGAUUGCCGCGCUGUCCAAAACUGCACCCCGGGCCCGGUCUAUCGGGCCGCCGGCCUCGAGGUCGCCCUUCUCAGGCUCUUCCUGUCUCUCGCGGUCGGCGUGACUUCCGGCAUGUGGGUAUGGUCCGGUAAGACCUGCCGCACCUGGACCAAACUGUUCGCCGCGCCUAGCAAACCUUCCAGAAUACACACUCCUUUUCAAGACUUCAAGCAAGAUAUCGCCUAAGUAUCUUAAAGUUAAACAUGACAGAGCAUUCGUUUGAAGAAUGUCGUAAAAAGGGAUCUAAAGUUUUCAAUCUUGCGACUUCGGAAGUGUUUUAGACAUUCCUUAAAUAUUAGAAUAGUUUGUAAAGAAAAAGACUAAUCGGAGCAUUGUAAUAGUGCGUAUUGUUGUGGACUUAUUUAUCGGAUUAAUUAUGCUAAUAAUAGUUACGAGAUGUGGAGCAAUAAGCGCUAAAACUAACAAUGCAUUUGUAUAUAUACGUUGUACAUAUUGUAAAAGAAACAAUGUAUGCUCGAAAGAAUGAAUAUGUGUAAGAAAUUUCAUGAAUUCUUGAAUAAUUAAGAAUUUAGGGUAUUUACAAAUAAGCACUUUUUCAACAUCUUUUCUUUUUGAUA
Molecule: messenger RNA, 2241 nt
Organism: Linepithema humile (Argentine ant)
Lineage: Eukaryota; Metazoa; Arthropoda; Insecta; Hymenoptera; Formicidae
Product: frizzled-4-like
Biological process (GO): canonical Wnt signaling pathway; non-canonical Wnt signaling pathway
Cellular component (GO): plasma membrane
Molecular function (GO): Wnt receptor activity; Wnt-protein binding
Source: RefSeq, a predicted model, not a curated record